Perkinsus marinus ATCC 50983 is the source of this 750-nucleotide messenger RNA. RefSeq lists its product as hypothetical. The transcript has 8 exons. Lineage: Eukaryota; Perkinsozoa; Perkinsida; Perkinsidae. The record is from RefSeq and is a predicted model, not a curated record. The coding region runs from base 1 to 750 and encodes 249 amino acids.
AUGAGCGGAUCUUUUGAGUUCGAUUUGGGCUCUAUGGAUCUACGAGAGGGCGUCGUGACGCUAUUCCAGCCACCGUCAAUUGGGACGGCUGGUCCUGUGGUUGGGCGAAGACGGCAUAAGAAGAGCGCGGCGAACGAUGGUGAAGAAUUUGAGAAUCUAAUGCCCUUCAGAUUGUUGCGUCUGCUGAUCGAGUUGGUCGCUGAUACGGAGAUCCUUACUUGUACGCCGAUCGCGGCGAUUUUGCAAACUGGGAGCAAUUCCGAUCCUUUGGGAAUUCGUGAACAUAAACGCGGCUUGCGACGAACAAAAUCGUCCUUCGAAGCGGCGUUUGCAUCGGUGACGCGAGGACCCGUCGAGACUAGGAGGUUCCGCUCGGUGACGCCGAUGACAGCUCAUGUUGAUACUUCGAAGCUCUUGUCUGUGGGAAGCCGAGGAGAAGCUCCCGAGCGAACGAGCAAGCCAUUGCAGUCUACGCCGCAGAGUUUGUUUAGGCCAGUGGUUAAUCGGAUGGCUUUGGGACGUGUCUCUGCCAACCUGGAAGUUGGUUUGCUUACAACGGUGCUCGUUGAUGAGAUAGUCGAAGUGAAUAGUGACUUGUUGCUGAACUGUGGGAGUGGCAGCAUCGAGUUAGCUAGAACCUUAUAUGUACGCAAGCUGGCGUCACGCUCAAACGACACAGCUAACACAAAAUUCGGAGACAGUUUCAUAUUGAAACUUACUUAUGGCACUCCUGAUCUCAACGUGUUUUGA